ACAAUUUUGUGUUUAAAAUAAUAUUUCGAUACCACGUGGUUUAAAGAAACAAAUAAAAAAAAGACAAACAUGAAUUUAACAUCAAAUAGAAGAUGGUUUUGUGCAGUGAUGUUAGGAUGUCUAAUAUUGUUGUCAUUUUAUCAGUGGGAUUUUACCGGCAGUGCUUUACAUGUAGACAUAAUGUCUGAUUAUACUUCAAUGAACAAUGAUGUCCAAAAUGGUAUGAAAUACAUUUUGCUAUGGACGAAUCCGGAUACGGGACCAUUAGUAUAUUGGGGCCCAGGGCAACACGAGUAUGUUAACCGAAAGUGUAAAAUCAACAAUUGCUACGUGACAGCAAAUAGAUCCCUUUUACCGAGCACCUCACAAUUUGACGCAGUUGUAUUCGGUUCUAUGGAUAUGUGGAAGUAUAUACCCGGCCCGACAGAACGGAGUCCGCAUCAAAAAUAUAUAUUCGUUAGUUUAGAAUCCUCGCGUUACUACCCGAUUUGUGACCAGAGAUAUGAUGGGUAUUUCAAUUGGACUUGGACUUACAGGCUAGAUUCUGAUGAGCCUUAUGGAUACAUAACUAUUAGAAAUAUCACGGGUGACAUCAUUGGUCCUAAACAAAUAAUGCAUUGGAUGGAAGUGGAUUCAAUGAAACCGAUUAAUGAAAGAACGAAAAAUAAGUUGAAGAAGAAAAACAAAACUGCUGCCUGGUUUGUAUCAAAUUGUAAAAGUUUAAGUAAAAGAGAACAAUUUGUCGAUAAGCUGCAAACUGAAUUAGAUAACUAUGGUUUGGAAAUAGAUAUUUUCGGAGUAUGUGAGGCUUCAAAACAAUGUCCGAGGUCAAAAAUGAAAGAAUGCUUAAAACUGAUUCAAGAGGAGUACUAUUUUUAUCUCUCUCUUGAGAAUUCGUUUGGUGAAGAUUACGUGACUGAGAAAUUGCUUACGGCGCUUCAAAAUUACGCAGUGCCAAUAGUUUUCGGAGGCGCUAACUAUACACGAUUUAUGCCAGAUGGUAUUUACCUGCAUGGUGGUAAACUAUCCGUGUCUGAUUUGGCGAAAGAAAUGAACGAUAUUAUAAAAGACAGACAUAGAUACUACAGUUUCUUCAAAUGGCGAAAUCAUUACACCUACCACUAUAGAGAGGAAUCUCCCGAUUCUGACGACCAGUGCAUAAUGUGCGAAAUGCUUCACGACGAAAAUCUUAUGCAGACUAAAACUGUGUAUACGAACUUUAGAGAAUGGUGGAACCCUCCAGAAGAAUGUUCUUAUACAGAAGAUACGAGUACAAGGUGACUCAAUUCGACGACCCGUCUGAGAGAGAGAGAGAGAGAGAGAGAAAUGUAUUUAUUAUGUAUAAUUUUCGUUACAAUUUAUGUCCGCAUUGCGGGUGUGGAUGAAAUUACAUAUGUCUUAAAGAUCUAGUAAUUUUAUUUAUGUGUAUAUUAUUAAUGAUAAGUUAUGGAUGAAUGUAUAGAAUUCACUCAUAACAAGGGAGCUCAAGGAGGCUCUAGUCGCUUACUAACAAACUUUUUCCUCUUGGGCUUAUUUAUAUAGGGCACUUCACCGAUUCUUGUGCUAAGCAACAUUGGGUUGAAUUGGCCAUGCCUUGUGUAUGCUUGACCUGGAGUAUCUAACCCUUGAAUGCGCAGCUUAUCCAGUUUCUGUAUCAUGUCAUGGUGUAGAUCAUGUAUUCUUAUGUGCCAUGGGUCUUCGUCAAGCAUUUCCCAUAGGGUAGACGUCGAUAGUGAUCUAGGAAAAUUGCCAGCCGACUUUAAUGCCAUUCUAUAUUGACGCUCAAUCGACUGAAGAUUCGUCUUGCUAAUUCUAGGAAGUAAUUGUACUAUACCGUAAUCAAUGAUAGGUAGUUUUAUCUACAUUGCACUGUAAACCCCAUCG
This is a messenger RNA of Leguminivora glycinivorella, 1884 nucleotides long. Its product is annotated as alpha-(1,3)-fucosyltransferase C-like. Bases 70 to 1281 code for a protein of 403 amino acids. Gene Ontology annotation, molecular function: alpha-(1->3)-fucosyltransferase activity. Gene Ontology annotation, cellular component: membrane. NCBI's taxonomy places the organism in Eukaryota, Metazoa, Arthropoda, Insecta, Lepidoptera, Tortricidae. The record is from RefSeq and is a predicted model, not a curated record. The transcript has 3 exons.